This is a messenger RNA of Moneuplotes crassus, 3391 nucleotides long. NCBI's taxonomy places the organism in Eukaryota, Ciliophora, Spirotrichea, Euplotida, Euplotidae. The record is from the annotation of a GenBank genome assembly.
AUGGACGAUACUAAAUAUGACUCCUAUUACCCGCAUUAUCAGGAGGACAGCGAUAAUGACCAAGCAGACUGAAAAAUUCAAGAGGUGUCAUACAUGAGCUUGUACCAAGACGAUGAUUCUCAGCAGGCUGAUACUGAAGAGUUUAAUGAAUUCGAACACUAUCAAUACAACUAUAAUACCGAAGAGCAGAAAGAGACUCAUCCAAGCACUGAUCAGACUCCUCCUUGGAAUGGAAUCAUGCGAGAACAAAAGAGAUCAAUUGUCCAAAGUUCUAUCGACAAGAAUCUAUACUUCCGAGACGGGGAUGAUGCAUGAACCUCAGGAGUUUCUGCAUCCAGUACUGAUAAUAAAGACAAUAGAGAGGAGAAUAAAGAGUCUGCCAACUUAAGCAAAUCUGAUAGUGAAAACCAGCUGAUCUGGUACGCUGCUUAUGACAGUGAGAUGAGAAAUGAAGUUUUUGAAGAUCUUCUCUAUCAAUGCUCUGAUAAAACCAAUCCAGGUGAUAAAGUAUCAAUCAAGCUUGAAAAUUUUGACAUUGUCUUCUCGCAAAUAUCUAAUCUUCCUGGCAUGGUCUACCUCCAGCAAAGAACUUGAGGAUCAUGAUUUAUUAAGUUGUACCUUAUAAACAAAGGACAGUUACUUGAUAUUGCAAAGACAAAGACCUUUGCAUACACAGAAGAAAACCUAGAUUUCAGUAUGCUAAACACUCUACUUAUCUAUAACAAAGAAUCAGCAGUAAUCGACACAGAUUUACCAUACGGGUAUUUCCUCCGAAUUGGAGAGUACGAAGGAACCUCGAUCUACACACUUACAAACUUCUCUCUUCAGCUUUCCUCAGACAUCAAAAAUGCUUGUGACCCCACAGACUUCUACAUUAAGGAGUUCUUCAAGGCAAUGACUGAGAGUUUUCCCAAUUUCUCAUCUGAUUUCCUGCUCUACUACAUAAACUCUAAGAAAGGGCUGAGAAAUAAGCUCUCGUCCCAACUCAUGAUCGAGCUUCGAGAGUUUGGAACUCUCAAAGAUAGUCACUUUAACAAGCCAAACCCUACGAAUGAGUCAGUCCAGGACAAGGAUGGCAUCCAGAAGUUACUAUGCGAUGAAGAGUUAGAUGAGAGGGAGCAUCCUCAAGUUAGAAGUGACCUUACUAAUAAAUAUACAAGGAAAUGGAUUUAUCCACCCAACUCCCGCGGAAGCAGUAUCCAAGCUUCAAGUAGUGCUAAAGGUUCAGAAUACCAACAUUCUUUAGUUAAGAACAAAAAUGGGGAUCAUGUGAUGAAUCCUACCACUUCAGGGAUAAACACAAGCCUUGGGAAUAUACCAGAGCUCAGUUUUGAAAAGAAAGAAGAAGAUGUAGAUAUUUUUCUUAAAUUUAAUCAACAGAAACCCCUCCAAAACCCAGAAGUAGAAGAUAAUAAAGUCUUUGUAGUUAACAGGAAGCAGCAAACUCCCAUCUCUGAGGAGGAAGCAAACCUCCUUUGCAAUGAAGACUUAGAUCUAAACCUUUUGAGCCAUGACAAUGGCGAUAGAAACCCAAACUUUGCAGGAAUGGUUCAUCCUGAUUUAAUAGGCAUUCCCUCUGACAUCUCUCAGUUUGAUAAAUGUUUAAAAUCUGAUGACAGCUCUCACAUAAAAACAGAUGAGGGAUUUGAAGAGUUCAUGAGAUGGGGAAACAAGUUCAACUCUGAAUCCCAAAAUAAUUCUCCUCCAGCAGAAAUCAAAAACUCGAACGGAAGUUCAUCCUUUACAUUCACAAAGAAAGAUCAAAAUUCUCCAAAUAGGGAAAACUCUCAGACGAAUCAUGAGGAAUCUAAAUUUGAAGAACUUGAAAUCCAAGAAUGAUCACCUGCAGAACUUCCCUCUAUCAAUGUCCCAAAAAGGUUCACUUCUAGUUGAGCUGGAGAAGUUCUUGAAAGACACAUGGACAGGAUCAACAGUGCCCUUGAGGAUACAAAUCCAAGUCGGAACAGUACUUGCCUUCCUGGAUCACAAUCCCAUAAAGCUUCUAUCAUUAAUCCAAAAAUAUCAAGAGGACAGUUCAAGAGUGACCGGAUGCAUAAGCAUCUGAAGAAGCCAUACUCAUAUAAAAGUAACUUCCAAUGAGGAGGAAACAGGAACAAAAGAUCGCGUAAUUCAUCCAAGACUGGUGGAUAUUUUACCCAAGAAGCCAACCCGAAACCUCCAGUCAGUGACAAACUAUCUAGAAACAGUAAGGCUAGUGGUUCAAAGAAGUCUCAAGGCAGCGAUUGAUUCAAAGAAAUUGAACUCUUCACCUUUGCAAAGCAGAGUCCCAAAAUUAUGAAGCAGACUCCUUCAUCUACUUCAAAGAAGAGCUCUGUAAAAACACCUACAGUUUUUAAGAAACCAAACGGAAAGAGCAAGGCUAAAAAUAAAAGCAAUGUCAAUAUCAACUAUAAGCUUUGUAAUACAGGAGGGAAGGCCUCAAUUAAGACCAAGAGCAGCGACAAGAAAUCUUCGGCCAUAAAAAGACAGAUCACUUCACAUGCAUCCAAAAAGCUGAGCUAUCUAGGUAACACUGCUGACUCUGUGCGCAGGAAGAAGACUACUGGCAAAAGUUCUAUGUCGAGCAUUAAAAACAUAAAGCAUUCCUCAGGAUCUUACUUAAAAAAGAGCCUGAUACAAAACAUGGUGUCAAGCAAGUUACAUACUCUCGGUAAUAUGCGAGUUAUGAUCAGUCCAAAGGAACCGAAGGUAAACUCUUACGUGAAGCCUAAGGGUAGAAGACCCCUUACAACUAGUAAAGACUCCAUAAAUUCGAGAAAUAGCAGUAAAGGAAAGUAUAGCUCAAAUUACAUUCCUAAGUUCAGAAAAAGCGCAAAUACCUCAAAAAUAAAGAAGGAUCUGUCCAAAAUUUACAAAGGGCUAGAUAAGGAGAACAUGAGCAGGAACAACCAGAUCUUUAGUCCUAUUCUAUCAAUCAAUGAGUCAGAAUAUAGCAGUAAAGAAACUGUCAAGAAAUCACCUAUUCGUGUAUUAGAUAAGAAAACUGCAGGUAAAAAGACUAACUAUGGUAAAUUUAUCAAAAAGCCUACACCUAACAAGGCAAAUUUGAAGAAUCCUGAUAUCCAGAAAAUAGUCAAGAUGAACCUAGACUUAAUACAUGCCUUCUCUAAAGGAAUUGAGGCCUCUAGGAGUAUAAUAAGCUCCCUCGCCAGCAAUGACGAUACCAAUAAAGAGGAGCUUUCAAUUCAACUCAGAACCAUUGAAAACCUAAGCAAGGAAUUUAAUUCAUCAAGAUACACAAAUGAGAUCAGUGGGAUGCUCAAGAGUAUUGAGAGAAAGAAGUUCGUCAGAUAAUCCCAAUGACACUUAUUAAUCCUCGGCUUAACCCAUUUUAGAAGCACUUGAUCAAUUAUUAUUUAACUCAGCAAUC